Acanthisitta chloris (rifleman) is the source of this 1424-nucleotide messenger RNA. RefSeq names its product selenium binding protein 1 (gene SELENBP1). Bases 42 to 1406 code for a protein of 454 amino acids. Lineage: Eukaryota; Metazoa; Chordata; Aves; Passeriformes; Acanthisittidae. The transcript has 11 exons. The record is from RefSeq and is a predicted model, not a curated record. Gene Ontology annotation, molecular function: selenium binding; protein binding.
GUGGAGCCUGUGGACCAGGAUAUGCAAGUCCUCUGGAUGCCAUGAAAGGUCCCCGGGAGCAGAUCCUGUACCUGCCUUGUAUCUACAGGAACACUGGGAUAGAGAAACCUGACUACUUGGCCACGGUGGAUGUGGAUCCCAAAUCCCCACACUACUGCCAGGUGAUCCAUCGCCUGCCCAUGCCCAACCUGCAGGACGAACUCCACCAUUCUGGCUGGAAUGCCUGCAGCAGCUGCUUUGGUGAUGCCACAAAGACACGGAAUCUCCUGAUUCUCCCAAGCCUCAUCUCCUCCCGAAUUUACGUGGUGGAUGUGGGAACAGACCUGAGAGCUCCCAGACUCCACAAGGUUGUGGAGCCAGUGGAGUUGUUUAGGAAAGCGAACGUGGCUAAUCCUCACACCUCUCACUGCCUGGGCACUGGGGACAUCUUAAUCAGCUGUUUGGGAGACCCUUCUGGCAAUGGGAAAGGUAGCUUCAUCUUGCUGGAUGGAAAGACCUUUGAAGUGAAGGGAAAUUGGGAGAAAGGGGAGAAGGUUCCUUCCCUGGGGUAUGACUUCUGGUACCAGCCACGGCACAAUGUUCUGCUGAGCACUGAGUGGGGAGUCCCAAAAGUCUUGGCCAAUGGGUUCAACCCAGCUGAUGUCGAGAGAGGGCAUUACGGUCGCCACAUCAACGUGUGGGACUGGAGCACUCACACCUUGAUCCAGGCAGUUGACUUAGGGAACGGCUCCAUUCCCCUGGAGAUCAGAUUCCUCCACAAUCCAGAUGCUGCCGAGGGGUUUGUGGGUUGUGCCCUGAGUGGGGCUGUGCAUCGGUUCUACAAGACUCGGAAAGGAGACUGGGCAGCAGAGAAGGUGAUUGAAGUGCCCAGCAAGAAGGUGCAAGGAUGGCUCCUCCCAGACAUGCCUGGUCUCAUCACUGACAUCCUCAUCUCACUGGAUGACAGAUUCCUGUACUUCAGCAACUGGUUGCAUGGAGACAUCCGCCAGUAUGACAUCUCCAACACCCAUGAGCCCAAGCUAGUGGGACAGGUGUUCGUGGGUGGAAGCAUCCCAAAGGGAGGACCUGUCACUGUGGUGGAAGACAAGGAAUUGCAGUGUCAGCCAGAGCCAUUUGUGAUCCAAGGGAAGAAGGUCCCAGGUGGACCUCAGAUGCUUCAGCUUAGCUUGGAUGGGAAGAGGUUGUACGUCACCAGUUCCCUCUACAGUGGAUGGGACAAGCAGUUCUACCCAGACCUUCUCAAAGAAGGCUCUGUCAUGCUGCAGAUUGAUGUGGACACUCAAAAAGGUGGAUUGAAAGUGAAUCCAAACUUCCUGGUGGACUUCGGGAAGGAGCCCGAGGGGCCUGUGCUGGCCCAUGAGAUGCGUUACCCCGGGGGGGACUGCACCUCUGACAUCUGGGUCUGAUCAUUGUCUGGAGCUUUU